GUUUAUUUUUGUGAAUACUUUAAAAAAAGAUACGAAAUUUCAUUUUCUUACUCUACGGUUUCAUUCAUAGUUUUAAAGCGCAUUACUUGUCAAAUGGUAAUUGUUUAAAGCAGGUAGUAAUUAGUUAGCUUUUAUAAUUUGUAUCGAACUGUUGUAAACAUGGGACAGACUUUAUCAGAGCCCGUCACUGCUAAGGAAACUUCAAGUUGCGCAAAUGAUUUUGUUAAAGUUGGUGCUUCGUGUAUGCAAGGAUGGCGUAUUAAUAUGGAAGAUGCACACACACAUUUAUUAUCUCUAGCUGAUGAUAAAGAAGCUUGCUUUUUUGCUGUUUAUGAUGGUCAUGGAGGAGCAAAAGUUGCUGAAUAUGCUGGAAAUAAUUUACAUAAGAAGAUUGUUUCUCAUCCAGCUUAUAAAAAGGGAGAUAUUGUUGAAGCUAUAAAACAAAGUUUUUUGGAAGUAGAUGCUGAUAUGCUGAAAGAUGAAAAUAUGAGGGAUGAAUUAGCUGGCACAACAGCUGUUGUUGUAUUAAUUAAGAAUGGAAAAAUUUAUUGUGGAAAUGUGGGGGAUUCUCGGGCUGUUGCUAGUGUUGCUGGAGCUGUUCAACAACUAUCAUUUGAUCAUAAACCAAGUAAUGAAGGUGAAGUGAAACGAAUAGUUGCUGCUGGUGGAUGGGUUGAAUUUAACAGAGUUAAUGGCAAUCUUGCUCUCUCGCGAGCCUUAGGAGAUUUUGUUUUCAAAAAGAAUGAAAAGAAGCCCCCUGAAGAACAAAUAGUGACUGCAUAUCCUGACGUUGUAGUCAAAGAUUUAACUCCUGAUCACGAAUUCAUAGUUUUAGCUUGUGAUGGAAUUUGGGAUGUAAUGACAAAUGAUGAAGUUGUUAAUUUUAUAAGAACAAGAAUAGCUAUAAGAAUGGAACCAGAACAAAUAUGUGAAGAGCUGAUGACCCGCUGUCUUGCUCCCGACUGCCAGAUGGGUGGCUUAGGAUGUGAUAACAUGACUGUAGUUUUAGUUUGUCUCCUACAAGGAGAGUCAUAUGAAGAAUUGGCUAAUAAAUGUUAUAGAGUGUAUACUUCCACUCAGGACGAUACUUUGAUAUUGUCAGAAUCAUCUGCCUCUGAAGCAGAAGAUGAUUGUGAAGAAGACAACACUAAGUCAGAAGGUUUUCAUCAACGAGAUUCAAUGUUACGUGAUUGUAAUGUUCCGUCAAAUAGGCCUCCAACUGUUCCUUCCAACUUGUCUGAGAAACCACCAACGUCUCAUUUACCAGGCCUAGUUCAAAUGGACCCUUCCACAAGAGAAGGGGGUGAGCUUACUAUAGCUUAAGUGUACUUAGCUCUGAAAGUUAAUAAAAAAUGUAAAGUAUAUAUAGGAGGCAUUCUGCACAGAUAUACAAUAUUUAAAUUGUGAUGAAAAAUAUUGUAAAUAAUAAAAUAUGUUGAUGCCUGAAUAAAUUUUAACAUGGCACAAAGGAUAA
This is a messenger RNA of Argiope bruennichi, 1474 nucleotides long. RefSeq names its product probable protein phosphatase 2C T23F11.1. NCBI's taxonomy places the organism in Eukaryota, Metazoa, Arthropoda, Arachnida, Araneae, Araneidae. The record is from RefSeq and is a predicted model, not a curated record. The transcript has 9 exons. Gene Ontology annotation, biological process: protein dephosphorylation. Bases 160 to 1323 code for a protein of 387 amino acids. Gene Ontology annotation, molecular function: protein serine/threonine phosphatase activity; cation binding.